Molecule: messenger RNA, 672 nt
Organism: Nicotiana attenuata
Lineage: Eukaryota; Viridiplantae; Streptophyta; Magnoliopsida; Solanales; Solanaceae
Exons: 2
Coding region: 1-672 (223 amino acids)
Source: RefSeq, a predicted model, not a curated record
AUGUGGUGUUUAAGGAACUCAGUUUUCCUUUUGAAAGAGUUGCAGACUCAGACACUUCAGAGGAUCUGUUCACUUCUCAGCAAAAAUGAGACUGAAGACAUAGUGAAUGAGAAUCCUAUUCCUGAACAAGUUGAGACAGCAGAAUUUCAGGAACCUAUCUUGGAUACACUAGAAAAAGCAAUAGAUAAUGAGCUGCAUACAUUGGAAGAGGCAACAAUGGAGUUGCAUGCACCACCAGCAUCAACAGAAGCAGAAACUAGAAAGUCUAGUCAACAAGGAAGACCUUCUAUUUGGCUUAAGGACUACAUAACUACUGGCAAGCCACACAGUAAUAAUGCCUACUCCAUUUCUACUUUCAUCUCCUAUGACCAUCUAUCACCUGCAUAUCAAUCUUAUCUCAGUGUAUUCUCAACUCUAACUGAACCAUAUUCUUUCAAAGAAGCUGCACAUGAUCCAAGGUGGGUAGAAGCCAUGGACCAAGAGGUUAAAGCACUUGAAGAAAAUCACACCUGGGAGAUAGUUGACUUGCCAGAAGGCAAGAAACCAAUUGGCUCUAAGUGGGUGUUCAGGAUCAAGUACAAAUCAAAUAGGGAAGUUGAGAGAUUUAAAGCAAGAUUGGUUGCAAAAGGAUAUACUCAACAAGAAGGGUUGGACUACCAUGAGACAUUCUAA